CUGCGCAUGCGUAGGAAGCAAAUUUCUCUCGCGCUGUGGGCAGCCUAAUCCCAAAGUCCAAAGCUGACGACUUCAUUUUUGAGAAGAAUUUCAGCAAAGGAAACAAAGGCAUUAUGGUGCGCUCGCUAAAUUCAAUUGCUGCUGUGUGUCAGAACAUGGGAAUAGGAAAGAAUGGGCAACUUCCUUGGCCCCCGCUCAGGAAUGAGUUUAAGUAUUUUCAGAAAAUGACCAUGACACCUACACAAGAAGGAAAACGAAAUGUAGUGAUAAUGGGUAAGAGGACCUGGUUCUCCAUUCCUGAGAAAACUCGCCCUUUAAAGGGCAGAAUUAAUAUAGUACUCAGCAAGGAACUGAAGGACAUUCCUGAAGGAGCCCAUUACUUGGCCAAAAGUCUAGAUGAGGCUUUAGAUCUUCUAGAAUCAUCGGAGUUGGCAAGUAAGAUAGACAUGAUUUGGAUAGUUGGAGGCACUUCAGUUUACAAGGCAGCAAUGGACAAGCCAGUUCAUCAACUACUUUUUGUGACAAGAAUCUUGCAUGACUUUGAAAGUGAUACAUUUUUUCCAGAAAUUGAUUUAGAAAAAUACAGACUUCUACCUAGCUUCCCAGGUGUCCCUGCUGAUAUCCAAGAAGAAAAUGGCAUUCAGUACAAAUUUGAGGUGUAUGAAAAGAACUUCUAGACUUUAUAUGAUGUGACAUCUCUGCCUCAACACAGGCUUCUUACAUGGAAGUAAGCCCCACUGAAGGCAAUGAGAUUUAUUUCCAAGUAAAUAUGUAUACGAUCAGGAUGUAACUAAGUCUCUCUCUUAUGCAGUACCUGUCUCUGGCUCACUGUCUUCUCCUUCACUGCUCAGACUAGUGCAAGUGCUGCUGGUGGAGAGACUUCAUCACCACACACACAAUACAACAUAGAAACUACAAUGAAAAAGAUGUAUCUUAUGCAUGCAAGACUUCCAUACUUCCACUGAAAAACGCAUUCCAUGUUUAUAGCUGACAAUAAGUCGUGGGGUUUGUUUUUGUUGUUUCAUAAAUAAAAAUGUGAAUAAUGUA
Molecule: messenger RNA, 1047 nt
Organism: Rhineura floridana
Lineage: Eukaryota; Metazoa; Chordata; Lepidosauria; Squamata; Rhineuridae
Gene: DHFR
Product: dihydrofolate reductase
Exons: 6
Coding region: 114-677 (187 amino acids)
Biological process (GO): dihydrofolate metabolic process; glycine biosynthetic process; tetrahydrofolate biosynthetic process
Cellular component (GO): mitochondrion
Molecular function (GO): dihydrofolate reductase activity; NADP binding
Source: RefSeq, a predicted model, not a curated record